Molecule: messenger RNA, 5426 nt
Organism: Plectropomus leopardus (leopard coralgrouper)
Lineage: Eukaryota; Metazoa; Chordata; Actinopteri; Perciformes; Serranidae
Gene: grk6
Product: G protein-coupled receptor kinase 6
Biological process (GO): regulation of signal transduction; protein phosphorylation; signal transduction
Cellular component (GO): cytoplasm
Molecular function (GO): G protein-coupled receptor kinase activity; ATP binding
Source: RefSeq, a predicted model, not a curated record
UGUCAAAGCAGAAACAGAGGGUUGAAUUUUUCCUCCUUGGCUGGGCGGUGGGAGGAGGUGGUGGACGGUGUUUAGAGAGGAUAAACUGUGAUUGAAGCCGCUGUGGGGGACCAGGAGCUCCGUCUGCUGCUGCUGCUGCUGCUGCUGUAACCCCACACAGCAUCAACAUGGAGCUGGAGAAUAUCGUGGCCAACACGGUGCUGCUCAAAGCACGGGAAGGAGGUGGCGGGAACAGAAAAGGAAAAAGCAAGAAAUGGAAGCAGCUGCUGCAGUUUCCCCACAUAAGUUUGUGCGAAGAGCUGCGACAAAGCACAGAAAAGGACUACAGCAGCCUCUGUGAGCGGCAGCCUAUCGGACGGUUACUGUUCAGACAAUUCUGUGAGACUCGACCUGAACUGAGACGCUGCGUCAAGUUCCUGGACGCUGUGGCGGAGUACGAGGUGACUCCAGAUGAGAGGAGGAAGGAGUGCGGUCAAGAACUCGUCAACACAUACUUCAACCCAAAGUCAGAAGACCAUGUGCCUGAGGUGGAGGAGGCCAUGAUGGCUCAGUGCGCUGAGAGGCUACAGCAGGAGGCCUGCAAAGAGCUCUUUAAGGAUUGUACCAAAUUGAUCCACGACUACCUGAGUGUGGCGCCCUUCGCAGACUACCUCGACAGCAUGUACUACAACAGGUUCCUCCAGUGGAAAUGGCUCGAGAGCCAACCGGUGACGAAAAACACAUUCCGACAGUACCGAGUUUUAGGGAAAGGAGGCUUUGGAGAGGUGUGUGCGUGUCAGGUACGAGCCACGGGGAAAAUGUACGCCUGUAAGAAACUGGAGAAGAAGAGGAUAAAGAAGAGGAAAGGAGAGUCCAUGGCGCUCAAUGAGAAACAGAUCCUGGAGAAGGUCAACAGCAGAUUUGUAGUGAGUUUAGCGUACGCCUACGAGACGAAGGACGCUCUGUGCCUUGUGUUGACCCUCAUGAAUGGAGGGGACCUGAAGUUCCACAUCUAUCACAUGGGCGAGGCAGGUUUCGACGAGAGGAGAGCCAUCUUCUACUCUGCAGAGAUCUGCUGCGGGCUGGAGGACCUGCACAGAGAACGCAUCGUUUACAGAGACCUAAAACCAGAGAACAUCCUGCUGGACGACCAUGGCCACAUCAGGAUAUCAGACCUGGGUUUGGCGGUUCAUGUACCAGAAGGACAGAGCAUCAAGGGACGGGUUGGAACGGUAGGAUAUAUGGCUCCGGAGGUGGUAAAAAACGAGCGCUACACCUUCAGUCCCGACUGGUGGGCGCUGGGCUGCCUGCUGUACGAGAUGAUCGAGGGCCAGUCUCCCUUCCAGCAGAGGAAGAAGAAGAUCAAGAGGGAGGAAGUGGAGCGGCUGGUGAGGGAGGUGGAGGAGGAAUAUUCCAGCAAGUUCUCGGAGGACGCCAAGUCCCUCUGUAAAAUGUUUCUGGCCAAAGAUCCCGCAGAGAGGCUGGGCUGCCAGGGAGGUGGAGCCUCAGAGGUUAAAGGCCAUCCCAUCUUCCGCUCCAUCAACUUCAAACGCCUCGAGGCCGGCAUGCUGCAGGCGCCUUUCAUCCCAGAUCCGCAGGCCAUCUACUGUAAAGACGUGCUGGACAUCGAGCAGUUCUCCACAGUGAAAGGAGUCGAGCUUGAGCCAAAAGACGAGUCUUUCUACAGCAAAGUGUCCACAGGCAGUGUCUCCAUUCCCUGGCAGAAUGAGAUGAUCGAGACAGAGUGUUUUGCAGAGCUGAAUGUUUUUCACCAGGACGGGACAGUUCCCCCUGACCUGGACUGGAGAGGACAGCCGUCUCCUCCACCAAAACAGGGACUCCUGCAGCGGCUGUUUGGCCGACAGGACUGCUGUGGUAACUGCAGUGACAGUGACGAGGAGCCCACCAGGCUGUGAUACACACACACACACACACACACACACACCCACACAAUCUCAUUUGUUUACAAUUUUUGCACAUUUGUAUUUUUAAGAUAGUCCUAUCUCUAAAUGUCAGAAUGUAUAUUUUCAACAUAGCCAUAUUGUUUUUAUGUUAUUUAAAAAAGUUGUGACAUAUAGUCUGUCGACACGUUCCAAGCGAGGAGAUGGGAACUUACAGAAGAUUAACUUUUUUUUUUUUUUUUUUGCUUUUGUUUAUUUUUUAAUUUUUUUUGUCCAGGGAAGUUUUUGCUUUCACAUUCAUCCACUUAACACAAGUCCACGUAACUGAUGUGGGAGCUGCUGCUGACGGCUGAGCAGCUCCACUGGAACAAUCGCCUGCUGUAAAAGUGCCUUGCUGGAGGGCACUGUGACAGUGAUUACUAAGGGAGGACUGAGCAUUCCUCGAUCUCUUUACUUUUUGCCCACUUGAUCCAGGGUAUCAGACCAGUGACUUUCGACUCGUGAACUGUGACCACUUUUCUUCUUCCACCCUCUGCUGUGACCAACCUAUUUUUCUUCUUUAUAAUUCUUUUGAAAGUGUGAUUUUUAUGUUUGUUUGGACAUUAUGGUUUGGAGAUGGUGAUGCCAGAGCCAUGAAGUUCUCUACAUCUGCAGAUAUUUUUAUAUCAAAAGUAUUAUUAAUAUGAUUUUAUUUUUAUUUUUCGAUAAUGAGUUUCUUGAGACAAUCGACUCGUUGUGUCAGUGUGGCUCCAGUUACUCUUGUCUGUUCUGUAAAGACUGAAUGAGUCACUUUCAUGCUGUGAUUACACAAGUUGCUUUUACCAACAUGCUUGUGGCUUUUCGUUUGCUCCAGCAACUUCACCAUGAUAAAAGAACUGUCCCAUUUUUGGUCCAUAAUGAACAGGUCACACAUUAUGUUAACGCUGCAGUGCUUGAACUGAAAAAAACAAAGUGCCAGUACUCUGAACACAUUUGGAAAAACAUUAUGGUAUUUCAUAGGGUCCCUAAUUUCCUACCAUAUUCUUACACUGUGUUUCAGCCAAACAGGUUCAGUUUGGUUCUAAUUUUUGAGACAACAGAGACAAAGACAGGUGUCUUGAAUAUAGUUAGUUGCAGUUGAUGAUUUUCAUAGGAACUUUAUCGAAAGAACCACUCCAUUUAAACACAUGAAACAUCCAUUCAUUGCUUCUUUAUUUAUUGAAUUUUAAGUCUUCCUAAAUGGUUUGCUUGUCUGUAGAAUUUUACAUCUUUGCAUGGUCAGCUGAUUUUAGUUUUUCAUCGAAAACUUGAGGUAAUUUACCUAUUACUGACAUAAUUAGCAAAAGUUUGCAAUUGAACUACAGUUGAAUAACCCAUUCCCACUUGUCUCAGGGUUUCUUUAGAAUGUAUUCAUUUUUGUGAUAUCAUUCCCUGCGCUGUCUUCUUUUUUUCUUUUUUUUAAACCUAACUUCAUGAAUGGAUGGUGGUCAGAUGAUUUCAAGCUUGUGCAGGUUUACAUAUACCCUUCCAGUAGACUACGUUAUGUGUGUGGCAGUAACAAUGCAAGAAAAAAAGUCCAAAGUUUUGCCCGUCCAGAUCUGUCACAGGCUGCAUCCCCUGCUGAUCACAUGAUCAAAGUCACACUGAUGCAAAGACAAGAGUAACUGAAGCUUUUGGGUCAAAUCCUGAGACUGAAGCAGGUGUGUGCAUCCCUGCAGUGAAAUGCCUCAGCUGGUACUGUUGCAGACAGCAGCUUCCUCAAAGAAUAUGGCCUCUGAUUUUAAGCUAUUAAAAUACCUCUGAAUGUACAAACGGCUGUCAUUUUAUUUCUGAUAUUUAAACGACAGAAACCGGACACCAAGAUUUUCCUUUUGUUAAUUACGAGAUUGAAUCACACACAUAUGAAUUUAUAAAUGUGUGAAAUUCACCUUUGAGCUUUGAAUGUCCAAAUUCUCUCCUCCCUCCAAAACAUACCAAAUAGUGAAAUUCCAGCUACAUUUAUCAAAAGGUUAAGCUUAGUCGUUAGUCGUUAGUCGUUAAAUGUAUCAUAAAUCACGGUAAAUAACAUUUUAAUUGGUCAGUUCACCCAACUCCCACUAUACUAAAAAAAAGUUUUCUCAGUUGUCUUUUGGAGUUCAAGCCAUGCAGAUAGUUUUUUUUUUUUUUUUGCUCAGGUUUUGAAAUAUGGAAAUAUAAACAAGUAUGUAAGUUGUUUUGAUGGAGUUGACUUAUGUGUGAAUUUGGGGUAGUAACAUGUCCAUGUAUUUUUAUUGACCAAAAGACUUUCAAAACUUGCCGAAUGAAACCAAAACAAUCCGCAUGGCUCAAUUCUGCUAAACAGUAGAUGUGAAAAGUACAUUUUGGUGUAAUUUGAGUGAACUUACCCUUUAAUAAAGUCUCGGGCUGCAACUUAUUAUUAUUAUUUUCGUCUACUGAUAAUUUCUUAAAUAAUCAAUUAUUUUGUCUAUUAAAUUAUUAAUACCCAUAACACCUGUUUUAAUAUUCUUACAUUUUAGGGGAAUAAGUCAGCAAAAGUUUGGCAUUGUUGCAUUAAAAUUACUGUUAACACUUACUCAAUUGUUAUAAUAGUGCUCAAUUAAUUUUCAGUCCAUUUCCUAAUUGUUUAAUUUUUAGAAAUUGCCAGCUCUUGCCAUCAGUUUAAAAACAGAACUCAUCCUGUUCCUCAUCCUGAGAUAUUCACCUUAAAAUUUGUUUGUUUUUUUAAAAGAUAAUCUUUCAAUUGUCUUUUUUUUUUAUGAAUUCUGAUAAAUGGGACUUUUGAUGAGCAUGUGAGAUGGAUUCACUGUUCAAGAUCCUUUAUAUAAAUCUUUCAGCCUCCUUCUGUCUGCCUUUUGUUUAGCCACUGAGGUCUUGAGUAGUUUUUAUUGAAGCACUUAACCAGUUAAUUUAAACCAGUUAUCAACAGAAGAUCAAAGAUGACAAAAUCCUUCCCAUCCAAGGUGCCUUUUGGUGUUUGAAGGUACUCCUCCAGCCUGUAGUCACCUCUUUUUUUACAUGCUGUAUGUGUCUGUAAAAUGUAAAGCCUGCUGCUGCGUCAGCUUCAGCUUAUUUCCUGUCUGUGGUACCUCGUGUGCUUGUUGUCAAAACCCUCUCUCUGGAGUCUCUUUGUGAAAACGAGGACGAUGAGACUGAAUGAAUAUUUACCCUUAAAGUACAUACUGCUGUUGACUCCCGACAUAUCCUCCAUGGACAUUUAAAUCAGGACUCAACUGUUGUAUUGUAUCUCUCUGCUGUCAGAUAACCUCUGUCCGUUAUGUUUCCUUUGUGUUGAGGAUGCACUGUAAUCUGCCUUAAAGGAUAAUUCCACUUUAUAACAACUUGGGUCUUAUUUUUGUAGCUAUGUUCAUCAUCCUUCUCAGUAAUAUUAACAUUGUAUUCACAAAGUUAAUUGCUAUACUAAGGGUUAUGAUAAAUAAUAUAUUUAUCAUGCCAUCAGUUUUAAUCAAGAUGAGGGAGUCUGUGUCUGCCUGUAAACGAGGAGUUAGUGAUAAAAAUGUCAAAUAGGACUAAAAUGUUUUUGUAUAAAUGCUCCAAAUGUUUCCAACC